AUGGCGGAUAAAGUUAGCUUCACAAAAAGGAAAUUGAUAAAAUAUUCCUCAAUGAUUUGCGGUUCUUUGGAAGAAUGCGGCGAGUUAGAUUUGACGGAUGGAGAUUUAGAGGAUAUAUUAGUACCACAAAGUAGAGAUAAUUGUGCUGCUGAGAAUUGGAAUGGUGCAAAUAACUACACCCAUUCAAUUUCACCUGCUGAUUAUAUUAUCGAAAGAAAACUCCUUUCUCCAAACAUGACUGGUUGGCAGUGGCAGGCGAAUAAACAGAAAAUGCUUGAAUCUGAGAUUCUUAAAUUGAUUGAGCAAGAAAAACCGGAAGAUCAUUUGAAAAGAUUCACACGGUCGACUAAAAAAAAAGAUUCUCAACAAGAUGAACCAGUCAGUCCUAUUUCCAUCAGCGGUAGCGAACAAUUUGAUAUUAAACAUCACUUUUUGAACACCCCUCCAGAAACAGAAAGAUCUCUGACACUGGUAUUAUCUGAAAUGAUUGUCUCUAAAGAAUAUGUAUAG
Messenger RNA from Kluyveromyces lactis, 510 nucleotides. RefSeq lists its product as uncharacterized. The transcript has a single exon. NCBI's taxonomy places the organism in Eukaryota, Fungi, Ascomycota, Saccharomycetes, Saccharomycetales, Saccharomycetaceae. The record is from RefSeq and is a predicted model, not a curated record. Bases 1 to 510 code for a protein of 169 amino acids.